Hevea brasiliensis (rubber tree) is the source of this 3738-nucleotide messenger RNA. RefSeq names its product GPI inositol-deacylase. NCBI's taxonomy places the organism in Eukaryota, Viridiplantae, Streptophyta, Magnoliopsida, Malpighiales, Euphorbiaceae. The record is from RefSeq and is a predicted model, not a curated record. Gene Ontology annotation, molecular function: hydrolase activity, acting on ester bonds. The transcript has 19 exons. Bases 265 to 3579 code for a protein of 1104 amino acids.
UUCUUUUUUAAGGUAGCAGCCUAGCAGGAUCAUGGUUUUUCAGUGUUCAAUUACCCUUCGAUGCGAAGGUAGCUUCUCUCCAGAAGAAGCUUCAAGUUAACGCUGCUUACGGCGUCAGGGUCCUCGCCGCCGACACUCUCAUUUCUGAUUGCUUUGACACCGUUUACGAUCUCAUUGCUCUUCUGUUAACUCUCAGAUCUUGAGUCGCUAGGAAAGAUAUGCAAAGUGAAUUAGAAGUGGUGAUAUAGAAGAUUGAUCUGGAAAAUGCAAGGUUUCAGAGCCAAGCUUAGAUUGGCAAUUCUUGUUAUAAUAACCAUAUGGAUCGGUCUACUAGCUUUGUAUGGUUUGCUAAAGCCUAUUUCUAAUGGUUGCAUAAUGACGUAUAUGUAUCCUACAUAUAUUCCAAUUUCUACAAAUGAUGGCGGGUCAUCUGCAAAGUAUGGAUUGUACUUGUACCAUGAAGGCUGGAAAAAGAUUGAUUUCAAUGAGCAUCUAAAACAACUCAGUGGUGUUCCAGUUCUUUUUAUUCCUGGCAAUGGCGGUAGCUACAAGCAGGCAAGAUCCUUGGCAGCUGAAUCUGAUAGGGCAUACCAAGGAGGCCCCCUUGAGCAGACAUUUUAUCAAGAGGCCUACCUGUCUUCUGAGGAGGGAGUGGCUGAUGCAAGUGGAGCUGGGUUUCAUUUACCUAAUCAUUAUGCUAGCAGGCUGGACUGGUUUGCUGUAGACCUUGAAGGUGAACAUUCAGCAAUGGAUGGUCGAAUACUUGAAGAACAUACAGAAUAUGUUGUAUAUGCCAUUCACAAGAUUUUGGAUCAAUACAGAGAAUCUCGUGAUGCUCGAGAGAGAGAAGGUGCUGUAAUCUCUGGUAGUUUGCCAAAAAGUGUGAUAUUGGUUGGUCAUUCUAUGGGUGGUUUUGUUGCUAGAGCUGCAAUUAUCCACCCUCAUUUAAGGAAGUUGGCUGUUGAGACUAUUCUUACACUUUCAACCCCUCAUCAAUCACCUCCUGUGGCGUUGCAGCCAUCAUUGGGUCAUUAUUUUAAACGUGUAAACCAGGAAUGGCGAAAGAGAUAUGAGGUCCAAACAACUAGGACAGGACGUUAUGUGUCAGAUCCAUUGCUAUCUCAUGUUGUUGUUGUCUCCAUCUCUGGUGGUUAUAAUGAUUACCAGGUUCGAUCAAAAUUAGAGUCCCUGGAAGAUAUUGUGCCUUCCACUCAUGGCUUUAUGAUAAGUAGUACAGGCAUGAGAAAUGUCUGGUUGUCGAUGGAACAUCAGGCUAUUUUAUGGUGUAAUCAAUUAGUUGUGCAAGUAUCACAUACUCUCCUUAGUUUGAUAGAUUCCAGAACAGGUCAGCCAUUCCCUGAAACUCAAAAGAGAUUAACGGUGUUUUCAAGAAUGCUCCGUAGUGGGAUACCACGGACUUUCAAUUGGAUGAGGCAAUCACACUCAUCUCAUCAGUCAACUCAUGCCACCAUUAAGGAUAUAAAAAAUGCACUUGGUUCUCAAGUAUUUCCUUCAUCCCAUUGUCCAAGCAAUGUUCACUGGAAUGAUGAUGGUCUUGAGAAGGAUCUAUACAUCCAGACUACUACUAUGACUGUUUUGGCAAUGGAUGGGAGGAGGCGGUGGUUGGAUAUACAGAAAUUGGGUUCAAAUGGAAAAAGCCAUUUCAUCUUUGUGACAAAUCUUGCUCCAUGUUUUGGGGUAAGACUUCAUCUUUGGCCUGAAAAGGCAAAACUGACUUCAGACUUGGCUGCAAGUAAACGGGUUGUAGAAGUAACAUCAAAGUUGGUGAAGAUUCCUUCACGUCCAGCACCAAGACAGAUGGAACCUGGUAGUCAGACUGAGCAAGCACCUCCAUCUGCUGUACUUUGUUUGAGUCCAGAGGAGAUGCAGGGUUUCAGAUUCCUGACUAUCUCUGUUGCUCCUCGUCCGACCAUUUCAGGCAGACCUCCACCAGCAGCUUCCAUGGCAGUUGGGCAGUUUUUUAACCCAGAGGAUGGGGAGAGAGAUUUAUCUGCUCAAUUGAUGCUUCUAUCUACGUAUUCACAAAAGGAAAUAUUUUUGAAAGAGGAUCAUCCCCUUGCUUUCAAUUUAUCAUUUUCUGUUAGCUUAGGCCUUUUGCCUGUUACUUUAUCUCUGAAGACUAUGGGCUGUGGAAUAAAAAGGUCUGGACUUCUUGCUGAAGAGGCUGGAUACAUGGAAAACAGUAGGCUUUGCAAAUUGCGGUGUUUCCCACCUGUAGCACUUGCAUGGGAUCCUACAUCAGGUAUUCACAUGUUUCCUAAUUUGCAUGGUGAAACCAUUAUUGUUGAUUCCUCACCAGCUCUGUGGAGUUCUACCCAGGGAUCUGAAAGAACCACUGUUCUGUUACUGGUUGAUCCUCAUUGUUCGUAUAAAAUGAGCAUUGCUGUUUCUGAAACGGCAGCUGCCAGCCGGUUUUUGCUUUUGUAUAGUUCACAGAUAGUUGGUUUCUCCGUUGCGGUUAUCUUUUUUGCUCUAAUGCGACAGGCACAUGCGUGGGAUCUUGAUCUGCCUAUGCCUUCAAUGCUGACAGCUGUGGAAUCAAAUUUGAGAAUGCCAUUAUCUUUCUUGCUUCUAGGAAUCAUACCCAUUUUGUUUUCCUUGUUCGUUUCCUUGCUAAUGUCUCAACCCCUUCCUCCUUUUGCAAGCUUCAUCACUGUUUCAAUUAUUUGCUAUUUUUUUGCAAAUGGGUCCAUAAUUAUACUGAUCAUUGUUUCCCAACUGAUCUUCUAUGCGGCUGCCAUCAUACAUGUUUUCAUCAAGACAAGGUGGCAAGGAUGGGAAGGAAAUUUUUGCUUAGGAUUUCUUCAUUGGUUUAUUAAUCUUUCCUCCAGUUUCUUUUCAUUAAAGGUUGUAAGGGUUCUAAGAUUCAAUCCAUUGCUUGUAACUGCGCUGACUGCAAUUACGUUGGGAUGCUUUGUUCAUCCAGCUUUGGGUUUAUUCAUACUUCUCUUGUCUCAUGCUUGGUGCUGUCAUAAUGCAUUGUGCAGUUUUUUGACGGCUUCCUUUCGCAGCCAUGCACAGAGAAAGGAACUGUAUGAUUGUAAAGACAGAGGAAAUGAAGGGUCUCAGGAAUUUGAAUUCAAAGUGGAAGAGAACAGUUCUAGUAGUCCUAACCCUUCAAAAAGUUUUGGUGAAACACAAUUGGAGAUCUUCCAUCACCGACAUGGCUUGUUGGUCUUGCAUCUUCUUGCAGCAAUGAUGUUUGUCCCCUCUCUUGCGGCUUGGUUGCAGAGAAUAGGAUUGGGUCAUAGCUUUCCGUGGUUCCUGGAUUCAGCUCUUUGCAUUGGUGUAAUACUUCAUGGUAUCUUCAAUUCAAAACCAGAGAGCAAUUCUCUAUUUUCCUUCCCAGCCAUACUGGGGAAGAAAGUGAGAUUGGAUUUUGUCUACCUGCUUGCUGGCUAUUUUUCCUAUCUCUGUGGUUUGGGCUUGGAGCCAUACAAAGUAUUUUAUGCGAUGGCUGCAGUAGGGUUUCUAUCCUUUGCUUUGAGGACGUUACAAAGCAGGAGGGAGAAGGGAGAACUGCAUUUUGGGAGAAAAAAGCAUUCUCAUAAACAUUAAGUGAGCAUCUUCUGGAAGCCAUACAUAAAUAGAUUCAGAAGGUGGUUGUAUGAUCAUUAUCAUGUCUUCACAAAGACCCCCAUCGCUGAAUAUUUGGAUUCCACUUUAUUUGCAGGCAAGCAAUGUGAUCUUCUACCAUGGCUGAAAGAUGUGGUUUGG